Sorex araneus (European shrew) is the source of this 924-nucleotide messenger RNA. It is a transcript of the gene PRXL2C, whose product is annotated as peroxiredoxin like 2C. The transcript is spliced from 6 exons. The coding region runs from base 43 to 723 and encodes 226 amino acids. Lineage: Eukaryota; Metazoa; Chordata; Mammalia; Eulipotyphla; Soricidae. The record is from RefSeq and is a predicted model, not a curated record.
CAACGUCUUGUCCACCCGGUGCCCGCGGCCGGUCCCUGCGCGAUGUCCACUGCCGGGGCCCCGGUCACUCAGCAGGUCCUCGGGGUCGCCGAGCCGGCCGAGCCCCGCGGCCCGGAGCGCGGGCAGCCGCUGGCCCCCGCCGUGGCCGAUCUCCCGGUGCUGGAUGCCGCGGGGAGACGGCUGCCCUUCGGGGCGCUGUUCCGAGAGCGCCGGGCCGUAGUGGUGUUCGUGCGGCAUUUCCUGUGUUACAUCUGCAAGGAAUACGUGGAAGACCUAGCCAAAAUUCCCAAGAGUUUCCUGCAAGAAGCAAAUGUCGCUCUGAUAGUAAUUGGACAGUCAUCGUAUCAUCAUAUUGAGUCUUUCUGCAAACUGACUGGGUAUUCUUAUGAAAUCUAUGUUGAUCCUGAAAGAGAGAUUUACAAGAGAUUGGGGAUGAAAAGAGGUGAAGAAAUUGCUGCCUCAGGACACAGCCCCCAUAUCAAAUCAAAUAUACUCUCAGGAAGCAUUCAGAGCCUGUGGCGGGCAGUGACUGGCCCUCUUUUUGAUUUUCAAGGAGACCCAGCUCAACAAGGUGGAACCCUCAUUUUAGGUCCAGGGAAUAACAUCCAUUUCAUACACCGUGACAGGAAUAGGUUGGAUCACAAACCCAUCAACUCUGUCUUACAGCUUGUCGGUGUUCAGCAUGUGGACUUCACAAACAGACAUGUGGUUAUUCAUGUGUGACAGGACCAGCUAUCUGAGUCAGAGAUCUUGCUGUCACCCCAACGCCCUGGAGUGGAAUGGUCUGGGCAGUGUUUGCCUCAUGGGUUCUACCCCACCUUUGAAGAAUUUGAAAAGACUAUGUCAACGUUGAAUUGCAAACUGAGAGGUAGCCAUUGCCAAAAGUGAUAGAUAUUUAUGAUUUUAUGACUUUGUUUUUUUUUU